Molecule: messenger RNA, 2034 nt
Organism: Anopheles marshallii
Lineage: Eukaryota; Metazoa; Arthropoda; Insecta; Diptera; Culicidae
Exons: 9
Coding region: 1-2034 (677 amino acids)
Molecular function (GO): carbohydrate binding
Source: RefSeq, a predicted model, not a curated record
AUGAAUAGCAAAAUGUUGCACAUUAUCAUUGGAUUUAUCGUCAUCGUUCAACGAGCUGCUGGAGAUGAUUUAGGGUUACUUUCCAGCACACUGCGUGCGUUUCGAACGAUUUGUUGCGACGACGAGCUACUGAAUCUGUCGUGCCCCAUCGGGACCAGCAUCUCCGUGGAGCUCGUCCAGUAUGGCACCAGAGAAAGUAACGAAACGCUUCAAUGCGCGUACAGCGAAGUGGACAGUAGCUAUUACCUUCCCGAGCCCACCACACCCGCCCUUAGUACGAUUGACUUCUCCGUAGCUGUCCAAGUAAACGCAACCUCCAUUACGCCCACAGUAUCGACGGUCAGCACCGAGCUGGCUACGAACGAUACGCUGGCCACGGUUGAACGGCCGAAAGACAAAUGUACUCCCCUGUAUGUGCUGCAGUACUCGAUCCUGCAGACCGUUGUUGAAGCAUGUCAGAAGAAACGACGGUGUCGGAUACAGGCCACACCGAAAAACUUCGCAACAGCCCCAUGCCCGGGCAUACAUCGUAUGGUAGAGGUCAAUCACAAAUGUCGCCCAUUUGAAUUUCGCAGCUUGAUUUCGUGCGAAAAGGACAUCGUUCGGUUGACGUGUGGUCAAUACACCCGCAUAGCAAUUUACAGUGCCACCUAUGGGCGAACCGCGUACGAAAGUUCACACUGCACGCAAGCGGCUGCUUCAAAGGAACAAACAUGUCUUUCGGAUCACACCAGUCUCACGUUGACAGAGAUCUGCCAGGGCCGGCGAAAGUGCACAGUAGCGGUGGAAAGUUCAACAUUCGGGAACCCAUGUCCGGAGAACAUCAGGGUCUACCUGAAAGUAAUCUACGCUUGCGUUUCGAGGAAUGUUUUCCGGGAACGGUACAUCACACCGCUCGAGGACGACGAGCUGGACGAGCGUCCGUACGAGUCGAACGAGCUGUACGACGAAGAACUGACACCGGCUCCGAACCAGAUAGAGGGUUCCGCUGUCGGAAAGGGUGUCGGUACCAACCACAACAAGUACUCUGGCAGCGGCGAAUCAGCGGUCAAGGCGGAAAAUAUAGUCACAUUCAACAAAGACGCUGGCGACAGCUCCAGUGGAAAUGACCAGCCAUCGCUGCUCGAUGAUGGACACCUGCUGAUCGUCGGUGUCGCGGUACUGUUCUUCUGCUUUGUCUGCGUUUCAUUCGGGGCGCUGCUGGCAUACAAGAUGAAGCUGUUCCGGCCGAGCAGUAAUCGGUGCAUCAAGGCGUCCGAGUCAAGCGACAGCCAUUCGACACCAUCCAGCUACCGGGCACCGAGCGAAGACUUCGAUCUGGUUGAAUGCAUGCCGGAUACGAAUGCGAUGACGGAAAAGGCACCCGAGCAACCACCACCGCCACCGCAAACGUUUGUGCAACCGGUCACCGCAUCCGCCCCAGUUACGGCCAUCCCUACCAGCACCAUCCUGCCGGCGUUCAAGUUCGCCGAGCCGCGUGGUAGCCUGUCACAAAUAUCGACCACCAUGUUCAUCCUGCCGAACUACCUUAUGGCUGGCCCGCUGCCCGGUACCUUGUCCAACCGGCGGCCCAAGGACACUGGUUCGCCGCUACCACCGGGUGACAAUCUCACCAUCACACUCGCCACCGACCGACCCGGUAGCAGCAACACAACCGUUACCAGCCGCGUGGAGUCACCCAGCCCAGCAUACUAUUCGCAACAUCUGCAGCCCCAUCAGCAGCAUCACGUGCCGUACGGUGUGAGCGCCUCCUGUGGCCAGUGUACCGCGCUCGGCUGGCAACCAACCGCCGGCCCAAUCUACGGUGGAAAAGUGCUCGCAGUAGAAAAAGCUGCCAGUGCCACGAACAAACCGUCACACCCGUAUCAUCGCAAUCAAUCAUUAAAAGCGUCUGCCGGUGAGCCGGAAGGGUGCACGGAUAUUGGCGAACCGGGUGAGAGCGGUGGGCUGGGCAUGGGGAUGGUGGGAUCGGGGGCCACCCUAACACAGUCGCAUCCUUUUUUAUGGCUGGGCUUGAAAAUCGGGCUGAUGUAA